Messenger RNA from Morus notabilis, 2564 nucleotides. RefSeq names its product LRR receptor-like serine/threonine-protein kinase FLS2. The record is from RefSeq and is a predicted model, not a curated record. Gene Ontology annotation, molecular function: protein binding. The transcript has a single exon. Lineage: Eukaryota; Viridiplantae; Streptophyta; Magnoliopsida; Rosales; Moraceae. Bases 69 to 2528 code for a protein of 819 amino acids.
UACUUUUAGAGAGCUUUAAAUAGAGCCAUUUGUACAUUGAACUUGGUAAAAACAAUUAAACCACAAAAAUGGCCAAACUAAGCCUCCUACUUGUACUUCUUCUCAUCUUCUUCGCCUCUUCUUCAUGUACUUGUCCACAUGACCAAAUGAAUGCCCUUUUUCAAUUCAAAUCCUCCCUUACCAAGAGUAUAAAUACUCAUUCAAAUGAGUCAUCAGUGUUUGGUAUGGAUUCAUGGAAGCCUGGUUCAGAUUGUUGCCUUUGGGACCGAGUCGCGUGUAGUUCAUCCAGCACGAAAAAAUCAAGGGUUGUGAUUGCUCUGUAUCUUGAUUCAAUUGUGUACAUAGACCCCGAAAGUCCCAUGGUUUUGCCUACUAGUGUCUUGAUGCCAAUCUUUGGCAUUAGAACCUUGAUGCUACUUGACAUAUCUUCCAACCAUAUAGAAGGUGAAAUCCCGGGGACUGCGUUGGCUAAUCUCGGCAAAUUGGUCCAUCUUGACGUGAAGGUAAACAAAUUCCACGGCUUCAUUCCGCAACAAAUUUUCCAUCUCAAAUAUUUGCAGUACCUUGACAUGAGUGAAAAUUUGCUGAAUGGUAAUCUCAGCCAUGAAGUGGGCUCUCUUAAACACAUGAGGACACUGAAGUUGGAUCAGAAUCUUCUCCAAGGAAGUAUUCCUGAGGAGAUCGGAAACCUCAAGAAGUUAGAGGAAUUGUCCCUUCGCAGCAACGAGUUUGAGGGUGGGAUUCCGUCUUCGAUCUUAUCCUUGAAGGCGUUAAAAGUGUUGGAUUUAAGGGAUAACCUAUUGUCAAUGGAGAUUCCUUCCACUAUUGACAAGUUAUCCAACUUGACCACCUUGGCCUUGGGUGGCAAUAGGCUAACCGGUGGAAUCCCAUCAUCGAUGCAAAAACUCAAAAAUUUGGAUACUCUUUCCUUGGAGAAAAACUUACUAGAUGGAGAGAUUCCUAAGUGGUUGUUCAACAUGAAGAGCCUGAAGAAUUUGUUGCUUGGAAGGAACAACUUGACUUGGAAUGGCUAUGUGAAGACUAUGGCGCCAAUGUUUAAUCUGUCUAAAUUGUCUUUGAGCUCUUGUGGACUUAAAGGGGAAAUUCCAAGCUGGAUUUCCUCACAAAAGGGACUCAAUUUUCUUGACUUGAGUGAGAACCAGCUUGGAGGUACAUUUCCACAAUGGCUGGCUGAAAUGGAUGUUGGCAGCAUAAUUCUCUCAGACAACAAGCUAAGUGGCUCUCUUCCGCCUCGCCUUUUUUACUCUAUAAGCUUAUCGGUUCUUGCCUUGUCCCGCAACAACUUUUCUGGAGAGCUACCGGAAAAUAUUGGGGAGGCCAACGGGAUAAUGAUCCUUAUGCUGGCUUCAAAUCAAUUUUCAGGAGAGAUCCCAAGGUCCAUCUCAGAUAUUUAUCGCCUUCUUCUAUUGGACUUGUCGAUGAAUAGAUUUUCCGGCACAAGUUUCCCUUCUUUUGAUGGUGCAUUUCUUGCUUAUGUCGAUCUUUCAUCAAAUGAAUUCUCUGGUGAGAUUCCCACGACCUUUUCUCAAGAAACUCGGAUUCUUGCAUUAGGAAAUAACAAGUUCUCAGGCGACUUUCCUAUGAACUUGACUAAAUUUAGCAUGCUCGAGCAUCUAGAUCUCCAAGACAACAAUAUCACAGGUGAGAUUCCAACUUUCCUCUCCCAAAUCUCUACCCUUGAAGUUCUGGUCUUGAGGAACAACUCUAUACAAGGUUCGAUCCCCGAGAGUAUAUUCAACCUCAGUAGGCUCCGAAUUUUUGAUGUCUCAAACAACAAAAUGACUGGAAAAAUCUCCAGUAAGUUUGGAAAUCUUGAUGGAAUGAUCAAAACCCCAAACACAAUUUCUUCACUUCCCAUCAUUUUCACCUUCUCAAUCGAGUUCAACGACUUGAUAGUCACUUGGAAAAAAUCGAAACAAGGCCUCUCAAGCCGCAGCCUUAGUAUCUACUCUUUCCUAGACUUGUCAAGGAAUCAACUUUCUGGCAAAAUUCCUGCCUCGCUAGGCAAGCUAAAGGGUCUAAAGCUCCUCAACAUUUCACACAACAACCUCUCUGGCAACAUACCAUCAAGUUUUGGCGAUUUGGAGAGCGUAGAGAGCUUGGACUUGUCACACAACAAGCUAUCUGGUUUGAUUCCACCAACACUAUCAAAGCUGACAGAGUUAUCUACAUUGGAUGUGAGUAACAACAUGCUCUCGGGGAAGAUUCCUGUUGGUGGCCAAAUGGACACAAUGGCUGAUUCAGCCACCUAUGCCAACAACAGCGGAUUGUGCGGGAUGCAAAUUCGUGUCCAGUGUGCAGAUGAAGGGCCGCCAGCGGGAGCAGGAGGAGGGUUCCCCGGAGAAGAACAAGAAGAGGCUGAAGAUGAGAAAUGGUUCUCGUGGGAAGGUGCUGGGAUAGGAUACUCAGUUGGGCUCCUCUCAACAGUAGUUAUCAUGUACUUAUUUGAUUAUUUUGCUCCAGUUUUAGUGCAAGUUAGGAGUACACGGAGAAGGAGAAGAGCUUAGAUUGAGACGUCUAAUUUCCUUUGCGAUAAAAAGUUU